Molecule: messenger RNA, 1950 nt
Organism: Copidosoma floridanum
Lineage: Eukaryota; Metazoa; Arthropoda; Insecta; Hymenoptera; Encyrtidae
Product: putative RNA helicase mov-10-B.1
Molecular function (GO): RNA binding; 5'-3' RNA helicase activity; ATP hydrolysis activity
Source: RefSeq, a predicted model, not a curated record
AUACGUUUUAAUUGAAUUGAUGAAAGAGUCGAAUUAUCUGCAAAAUCAAACCAUCAGUAUUUGCGACAACAUCAUGGUACCUUUCAAGUUCCGUGCCACACAGUUCAUCACAGAAAGAGAACAAAACAUCGAACAUAUAAGGGCAAAGGUCACAGACGUCAAAACAAGGUGUUCUUAUGACUUUAUCAUCAAGGAAAUAUCAGAUGAAUACGUGUUUGGCAUUCCACAUGAUCAAAACAAAAGUUUUUAUAUGGAGUAUGAAGCCAAUAAUUUAUACGACAUUCAGUUCAAGUUGAAUCCCUUCACAUUUCGUUGCUGUCACUACGCUUUAAAAAUAAUGCGCACAUUUAAAAUAACUCCUUAUUUUUUUCCAAUGGCAAAUCAUGAUAUUUCUAACAGUCAAGUAAAUGUAAAUUUAAAAUGGUACAACAAAUCCGUCAUGGAAAAUCCAGAGCAACGGCAGGCAGUAAUUAACAUUUUGAGUAGAACAGGUGACUUACCUUACAUACUGUACGGACCACCAGGAACAGGGAAAACUGUCACCUUGGUUGAGGCUAUUUGUCAAUCUAGGCACAACAGUUCUAGCGGACACAUUCUUGUUUGCACUCCAUCUAAUGAGGCCAGUGAUGUUAUAAUGAAACAGUUGCUUAAAUAUGUGCCUAAGGAAGAUUUACAUCGCAUGUACGGCUUUCAAAUCGACCCACGAACUAUCGACAGUGAUAUUUUAGGCUGUAGUAAUUACAUAAAUGGAGAGUUUGUGGUGCUAUCUGCAAUAGAUUUGCCAAAAAUCGUCAUCACUACAUUGUGCACGAGUAUAAGGUUACGAUUUUUAAAACUUGAAGAUGGUUUCUUCAACUGUGUCUUCAUCGAUGAAGCUGGCCAAGCAACAGAGCCAGAAACUAUGAUUCCCAUCUCUCUGUUGAUCUCGAAUGAUAGACGAAUACGAGGACAAGUAAUUCUAGCCGGUGAUCCCCAUCAAUUGGGUCCAGUUAUUCGUUCUAAUUUAGCUGAAAAAAUACUAGGAAAAUCUAUGCUGGAGAGAUUCACGGAGCUCUUGCCAUACAAAAAAAAUGAAACGAAUCAGUACAACCCCAUGUACAUAACAAAGUUGCUCAGAAAUUACAGAAGCCAUCCUUCCCUCGUUAAUGUCCCCAACAAAUUAUUCUAUGACGACGAAUUGAUGCCGUGUGCCGGACGUUCUGUUCACAUAGCCGAGGGAUGGGCAGAACUGCCGAAUCCAAAGGUUCCAAUCAUCCUUAUGGAAGUCAGAGGAGAAGAGACUCGGAACGUUUCCCUUUCGAGCUCCUACAACAAAGCCGAGAUGUACGUUGUUCUGGAUUAUGUGCAGAAACUAGUCGGGGCCCAGUUUGGAGAGAAGACAAUCGGGCAAAAAGACAUCGGCGUCGUCACACCUUUUACUGCCCAAAAAUGGAAAUUAAAAGCAAUGCUUGGUCACAACAAGUUUGACCAAGUCGAUGUCGGCACUGUAGAGAUGUUUCAAGGGAAGGAGAAAGAAGUCAUCAUUUUAUCGACCGUCAGAAGUCAAGUGUUUACAAACGAUGGGCAAUCUCACAUCGGACUGUUGUCGAGUUCUAAGCGUUUUAAUGUAGCCAUUACGCGAUCCAAAUCUUUGCUCAUCAUUAUCAGUCAUCCAAGUGUUUUUAAAGUCAAUAAAACCAACGAAAACUGGAGGUAUCUUUCGAAUUACUGCCGUGAAGCAGGAACUUAUUGCGUUGAUUCGUACACGCUGAAAAAUAAUACGUCAAAAAAGCGAAAAAGAACAGAGUACUGUAUAGAUAUAAGCAGCGAUUUCACGCUAGACUGAUUCGUUUUGCCUAAUAAUCUAUUUAUUGGUGAUUUCAUUAUACUUAAAUUUUGAUAUGUAUAUUAUUUCAGAAGUUUGUACUUGACAUCUUACUAUAUUUUUAAUAAUUUUUGUUGUACAAAGAA